UGUCUUCUCUUCUCUCCUCUUCUUCUUCUAACUGUGUUUUUCACUCUCUCCCUAUCAACAUGGAUAUCUGCCACAAUGCAUCACUUUCUACCCUUGAUGAUCUUUUCCCUCCUCACAACAUGGAAGUGGAUUUUGGGAUGGAGUGGUUAUCAGUAUUUGUUGAAGAAUGUUUUUCAAGUCAAUCUUUUUCUAGUCCUCAAAUUCAAACAACAAAUACCAACAAAAAUCCUUCUAACACAAUACAAAAACCUCAACAACAACAAAAUCAAUAUUAUUUGCAUAAUUUUGUUGUUCCUAGAAAACCAAGAAGUAAAAGAAAAAGACUUUCAUCUCCAAGAAAAAUUUGGUCCCAUUCAUAUCCUCCUCUUUUAAAACAAACAUAUUGGUUAGUCAAAAGCGAACUUGUUAGCCCUAAUUUAAAAAUCGAGUCAGAAGUCUCUACAGUUACGUGCAGAGAUACUUCAGUUUAUCGGAAAGACAAAAAGAAUCAAAAUGAUGAUGAUGAUGAGAAGGAAGAUGAUGGAAAUGCAAGAAGGUGUAGUCAUUGUUUGUCACAAAAGACACCACAAUGGAGGGCAGGGCCAUUGGGGCCAAAGACAUUAUGCAAUGCAUGUGGUGUGAGGUAUAAGUCUGGUAGGUUGUUGCCAGAGUAUAGGCCAGCAAAGAGUCCUACUUUUGUUAGUUACUUGCAUUCUAAUUCACAUAAAAAAGUUUUGAAGAUGAGAAUGCAAUCUAAUUAAGUACAAGUUAGUUAGUGAUUAGUCAAGUGGUUUUAUUAGUAUGCAUUUUUUUUCUUAUUUUUGUUGGAAUUAAGUAACAAAAUAUGAUGAGAUAGAUUAUUAGUGAAGUGGUUACUAUAUGUUUGGCUAAAUAUGUUUUUUAUUUUUCCUUUUCUUUUCAUGAAACAAUAAUAGGUGGAAGUAAAUCAUGGUUUGAUGUUUG
Vicia villosa (hairy vetch) is the source of this 942-nucleotide messenger RNA. RefSeq names its product GATA transcription factor 9-like. Gene Ontology annotation, molecular function: zinc ion binding; sequence-specific DNA binding. Lineage: Eukaryota; Viridiplantae; Streptophyta; Magnoliopsida; Fabales; Fabaceae. The transcript has 2 exons. Gene Ontology annotation, biological process: regulation of DNA-templated transcription. The record is from RefSeq and is a predicted model, not a curated record. The coding region runs from base 60 to 740 and encodes 226 amino acids.